AUGUUAAUCCAAGUCCCCAGGAGACUUCUUCAAAGCAACUGGGAGCCCUGCAGGCUCACUCCCAACUCUCUCCACACACAGAUUCGAGAGGAGGACAAGAGCCCCCCUCCAUCCUCCCCACCUCCUUUGUUCUCCGUCAUCCCUGGGGGCUUCAUCAAGCAGCUGGUUCGAGAGACAGAGAAAGAGUCCAAAGAGGCUAGGCGGAGGAAAGAGGCAGCGCUCGCCUCCCCAGAAGCAGAGACCCCAGAAGUCCCCACUAACCAAGCCAACAAGACCAACAUUGUCCCCAAGUCUGGAAGUCGACGGACUUCCCAGGACAGCUCAUCAGCCACUCAGAAGGAUGCCGACAUUCCAGGCAAGGAGCCCCCAGAGGCCCAUGACAAGAGCUCCACCCCUGUGACCAGCACCAGUGGAGAGAGGCCGCAGGAAUCGAGUCCCGCAGGAACACCAGCCAAAAGGACCCUGCCCCUCAAGAGGGGCGUGAGGAGGGGCGAUGUGCUGCUGAUGGUGGCCAAGCUGGAUCCAGAGUUAGCCAAGCCAGAACAGAAGACCCAACCUCGUGACACCCCCAAGGACAAGACCCCAGCCACAGACCCUGGAGGGACAAAGAAAGGGGCAACCACAGGGGCUCCCUGUGCCCCCCAGACACCUGUACCUGAGAAGAAUAUGACUGGGGAUGAUGGAGCCACAGGCCAGGGCACAAAAGAUGGGAAGAGUCAGGGCUCAGAGGGGGAGGGGAGCCGGGACCCCCAGACCAAAGGACAAAAGGAACGUGAGUCCCAGAGCACAGAGGGACAGGGGACCAGGUCUCCAGUCCAAGGGGGAGGAAAGAAGGGACAAGUGGGAACAGUGGAGAAAGAAAGAGGGGGUCCCCCAAAGAAGAUGGAAAAAGGGGAUGGGUCGAAGGGCUCAGGAGCUGAAGUGAGACCUUUGGAGCCCCCAGUCCCCAUAAGGAAGUGGGGAGGGUCCCUGGGCCGAAGGAGCAAAUGGGACAGUCCUCAGAGCAAGAACAGAGAAAGCGAAUCUCAACAUAGGGGUGAGAAGACAGGAAAAGCAGAACCCAGGGGGCAGCAGCAGGAGGCCCCAGGGAGCAUGGGAAAGGCCGAGGGACCCCAGAAGAAGCCGGUGACACCAGAAAAAUGCCAGGAGCAGCCUGAGGUGGCAGUGGAGACUCAGAGUCCCCAGGAAAGCUGCAAGGCCCCAGCUGGGAUACCUACAGAAGGAACCUCGGCAGAGGCUGCGAGGAGGGAGGACCAACUGGAAAGCAGGGUGCAGGUGGCCAAGGAACCUUGUGUGCACGCAGAGGAAGAAGUGGACAUUGUGGAGUCUCAGGCAGAAGGGCACGUAGAGUCCAUUCCUCAGCCCCAUUUGGAAAGGCCUUCUAUGCAGAAGCCUGUGGAAGAGAAGCAGGUCCUGCAGGACCCAGGCAGCGGGGGCCAGAGUGGAGACUCUGACCAGGCCUCAGGGGACAGCUGGUACGAGGCGCAGAAAGUCUGGCUGGUGCAGAAGCAGGGAUUCACACUUGCCACAGUGCUCAAACCAGAUGAGGGGACAGCUGACCUGCCGGCUGGAAGGGUGCGCCUUUGUAUCGAUGCUGACAAGACUGUCACAGAAGUAGACGAGGAACAGGUUCACCGAGCCAACCCGUCUGAGCUGGACCAGGCCGAGGAUCUGGCUUCUCUGGUCAGCGUCAACGAGUCAAGCGUUCUGAACACGCUUCUACAACGUUACCGGGCUCAGCUGCCACACACCCGUUCAGGCCCUGAUCUGAUAGCCAUGCAGCCCCAGAAGACCACAGUGCCCUCUGCAGGGAAGGUACCCCGAGGCCGCCAGGAUGGUCUGCCUGCCCAUGUCACAUCCCUGGCCCAGCGUGCCUACUGGGCACUGCUCAGCCAGAGAAGAGACCAGAGCAUCGUGGCACUGGGCCGGAGUGGGGCUGGGAAGACCACCUGCUGUGAGCAGGUGCUGGAGUACCUGGUGGGCAUGGCAGGCAGCGUGGAUGGCAGGGUGUCAGUGGAGAAGCUCCAGGCUGCCUUCACCGUCCUGCGGGCCUUUGGCUGUGUGUCCACUGGCCACAGCCGCAGGGCCACCCGUUUUGCCAUGGUGAUGAGCUUGGACAUCAGUGCCACAGGCCGUGUCACCGCGGCUCAGCUCCAGACAAUGCUUCUGGAGAGCAGGCAUGUGGCCUGGCAGCCACAAGGGGAAGGCAACUUUGAAGUUUUCUCCCAGCUGCUAGCUGGGUUGGAUCUGGAUCUCAGGACAGAGCUGAACCUGCACCAGAUGGCAGACAGCAGUGCCUUUGGCAUGGGCGUGUGGCCCCAGCCUGAAGACAAGCAGAAGGCGGGGGCUGCAUUCUCCCAGCUCCAGGGCGCCAUGGAGCUGCUGGGCAUCUCGGAAGAUGAGCAGCAAGCCAUUUGGCGGGUGCUGGCAGCCAUCUACCACCUGGGUGCAGCAGGGGCAUGCAAAGUGGGUCGGAAGCAGUUCAUGCGGUUUGAGUGGGCCAACCGCGCUGCCGAGGCCCUGGGCUGUGACUACGAGGAGCUGAAUUCCGCCACCUUCAAGCACCACCUGCGGCAGAUUCUCGAGCAGAUGACAUCAGGGCCACAGCGCCAGGGCCUGGAGGACAACGAAGCCUGCUCAGGACUCAAGAUGACAGGUGUGGAAUGUGUGGAGGGAAUGGCCUCUGGCCUGUACGAAGAGCUCUUUGUGGCCGUGGUCUCCCUCAUCAACAGAUCUUUCUCCUCCCAACAUCUGUCUAUGGCGUCCAUCAUGGUGGUUGACUCUCCAGGCUUUCAGAAUCCUCGGCACCAGGGCAAGGACCGGGCGGCCACCUUUGAGGAGCUGUGUUACAAUUAUGCCCAGGAGCGUUUGCAGCUGCUGUUCUACCACAGGACCUUUGCUUCUACUCUGGAGAGAUACCGAGAGGAAGGCAUUCCCGUGCACUUUGACCUCCCAGAGCCAUCCCCAGGAAUUACGGUGGCUGUUGUGGAUCAUAAUCCCUCCCAGGUCCACCUACCGGCUGGAAGAAGUUCUGAGGAUGCCAGGGGCCUUUUCUGGGUCUUGGAUGAAGAGGUCCGGGUGGAAGGCUCCAGUGACAGUGUGGUGCUUGAGCGUCUGCGCACAGCCUUUGAGAAGAAGUCGGCUGGGGCGGAUGGACCCCCUGUGCUGCGGACCUGCGAGCAGCCCCUUCAAUGUGAGGUAUUCCACCAGCUGGGACUGGACCCUGUGCGCUAUGACCUCACAGGCUGGCUUCGCAGAGCCAAGCCCAACCUCUCAGCCAUGGAGGCCCCCCAGGUCCUGCAGCAGUCAAAAAGGGAGGAGCUGCAGAACCUCUUCCAGGCCCGGGCCAAGCUGCCUCCUGUGUGCCGUGCGGUGGCAGGGCUUGAGGGCACCUCCCAGCAGGCUCUGCACCGGAGUCGUGUGGUGCGGAGGGCUUUUGCCAGCGGCGUUGCUGCACUGAAGAGGAAGGCUCCCUGUGCCCAGAUCAAGCUGCAGAUGGAUGCUCUCAUCAGUUUGCUGAGUCGGUCUCAGCUGCACUUCAUCCACUGUCUUGUGCCAACCUCAGUGGAAAGCAAGACUGGGCAGGGGACUUCAUCGCCUCCACAGCCUGGUGGAGACCAAGGCGGAACCAACAAGCCCCUAGCUCUGGACAUUCCGGCCCUGAGGGUUCAACUCGCAGGCUGUCAUAUCCUAGAGGCAUUAAGACUGCACAGGGCAGGUUACGCUGAACACAUGGGGCUUGCUCAGUUCCGCCGCCGGUUCCAGGUGCUGGACCCUCUGCUACUGAAGAAGCUUGACUCCACCCCUGAGGGACUGGAUGAGAGAAAGGCAGUGGAGGAACUCUUGCAGACCCUGGAUCUGGAAAAGAAAGCAGUGGCCGUGGGGCACAGCCAGGUUUUCCUCAAGGCAGGUGUGGUUUCCAGGCUGGAGAGGCAACGAGAGAAGCUGGUGUCCCGGAAUAUCAUUCUCUUCCAAGCAGCUUGCAGGGGCUUUCUGUCUCGCCAGGAGUGUAAGAAGCUGAAGAUCCGGAGGCUGGCCGCACAGUGCAUCCAGAAGAACCUUGCUGUGUUCCUGGAGGUCAAGGACUGGCCAUGGUGGGGGCUUCUGGCAUCUCUUCGGCCCCUGCUGAGCCCCACCCUUAGCAUGGAGCAGCUUCGCGCCAAGGAGGAGGAACUGACACUGCUGAGGCAGAAGCUGCAGAAGUCGGAGAAGUCGAGAAGCGAGCUCAGACAGAGCGCGGACCUGCUGGAGAGCAAGAUCACAGACUUGACCUCAGAGCUUGCUGAUGAAUGCUUCAAAGGUGAUAUAGCCUGGCAGGCACUGGAGAGCGAACAGGCACAGCGACUUCAGGCGCUCCGAGAGGUUCAGGAGCUCAAGGCUAAGUACCAGCAAGUGCAGAAGGCAUUGGGGGAAGCUCAGCAGCAGCUGGAGGAGGCACAGCAGAAGAGCCAGCUGGCCAACUUUGAAGAGAAACAUGCAGGAGGAGCGGAGGAGUGGCAGAUGCGCUUGGACUGUGCUCAGAUGGAGAAUGACUUCCUGCGCAAGCGCCUUCAGCAGUGUGAGGAGAGGCUGGACUCCGAGAUGAAGGCCCGGACAGAGGUGGAGCAGAAGCUUGGGGAUCUACAGAGAGCGUAUGAAGGGGCCAAGAAGACGGCUCACCAGCUGAAGAGGAAGUGCCACCACCUCACCUGGGACCUGGAGGACACUCGAGUGCUGCUGGAGAACCAGCAGAGCAGAAACCACGAGCUGGAGAAGAGGCAGAAGAAGUUUGACUUGCAGCUGGCCCAGGCACUGGGGGAGUCGAUGUUUGAGAAGACUCUCAGGGAGAAAGUGAGCCAGGAGAACAGCGGAGUUCGCUGGGAGCUGGGCCAGCUACAGCAGCAGCUGGAGCAAAAGGAGCAGGAAGCCUCAAAGCUGAAACAGGAGUUGGAAAGGCUGCAGGGGCAGAAGCGGGAGCUGCUGAACUGUGCCUCUGUGGGGGAGCAAGGCGUGGCCAGCCUGAAAGAGAGGGUCUGGGAGCUGGAGUCCAGUGCCCUUGAGCAGGAGAAGGUGCACAGCCAGCAGGAAAACACCAUUAAGCAGCUGGAGCAGCUUCACCAGCGGUUUGAGUUGGAGAUCGAGAGGAUGAAGCAGAUGCAUCAGAAGGACAGAGAGGACCAGGAAGAAGAGCUGGAGGAUGUGCGUCAGUCCUGCCAGAAGCGGCUCCGUCAGCUAGAGAUGCAACUGGAGCAGGAAUAUGAGGAAAAGCAGGUGGCUCUCCAUGAGAAGCGUGAUUUGGAAGGUUUGAUUGGAACCCUGUGUGACCAGAUUGGCCAUCGUGACUUUGAUGUAGAAAAGCGUCUCCGCCGGGACCUCAGGAGGACACAUGCUCUGUUGUCUGAUGUUCAGCUCCUUCUGGCCACCAUGGAGGAUGGCAAGGCAUCAGUCAGCAAGGAAGAGCUGGAGAAGGUGCAAAGUCAGCUGGAGCAGAGUGAGGCUAAAUGUGAGGACGCCUUGAAGACCCAGAAGGUGCUGACUGCGGACUUGGAGAACAUGCACAGUGAACUGGAGAAUGUGACCCGGAGCAAGACCCUGGUGGACCAGCAGCUGUCCAGGCUGCAGUUUGAGAGGGCAGACCUGCUGAAGCGCAUCGACGAGGACCAGGACGACCUGAACGGCCUCAUGCAGAAACACAAAGACCUCAUUGCACAGUCUGCUGCUGACAUCGGGCAAAUUCAGGAGCUGCAGCUGCAGCUGGAAGAAGCCAAGAAGGAGAAGCAGAAGCUGCGGGAGCAGCUGCAGGUGGCACAGCUUCGGAUCCAGCACCUGGAGCAGUCCACCGUGGACCGCGCCAUUGUCAGCAGGCAGGAAGCUGUCAUCUGUGACCUGGAGAACAAGACAGAGUUCCAGAAGGUGCAGAUGAAGAGAUUUGAGGUCCUGGUAAUCCGGCUUCGGAACAGCCUGAUUAAGAUGGGUGAGGAGCUGUCUCAGGCAGCCAAGUCGGAGGCCCAGCAGCGAGAAAACAGCCAAUAUUACCAGCGGCGCCUGGAGGAGCUAAAGGCGGAGAUGCAGGAGCUGGUGCAGCGGGAGGAGGAGGCCAGCCGGCGCUGCAUGGAGCUGGAGAAGUAUGUGGAGGAGCUGGCCGCUGUAAGGCAAACGCUGCAGGCAGACCUGGAGACGUCCAUCCGACGCAUCGCAGACCUGCAGGCAGCGCUAGAAGAGGUGGCAUCUAGCGAUAGUGAUACCGAAAGUGUCCAGACAGCCGUGGACUGUGGCAGCCGCAACAGAAAAGAGGAGGACAAUGCCUCUGUCAUCAGCUCCCAGCCAGAGGGUAGUCUACAGUCCUGGAUGAGCUGCUCCCUGUCCCUAGCCACAGAUGCUGGGAGGACCCCCUCUCGACAGUCGGCUGUCAGCAGCUCUCUCCUCAGUCCCAGAGUAAGCAAAGAGGCUGGAGAUGCUGAAAGGCUAAGACCAUUGUCCUCGGCACUGAGUGGAACCUGGGACACUCCCAGAGAGACCUCGAGGGGUGGUUCAGUGUCUCUGCACCCAGUCUUCCCACCAAAGCCCUACCAUUUGGGGGAUGGAGAAGGCUUUGCUGUCCACAGAAAGGCCGUCCCAGAGCGACCAGAAACUCUGUCCUCGUCUCCCACUUCUCAGAGCAUGGCUAUGUCACCCCCGCCCAGGGACAAACUACCGAGCCCGUCGGCUGCUCUCUCAGAGUUUGUUGAAGAACUCCGCAGAAAGAGGGCCCAGAGAGGUCACCAUUCCUCUCUGCGCCUGGGGGAGGGGCCCAUGCUCCCUAUUUUCCAGACCACUGGGGCUUCCUCACUUAGGAGGGGCAGAGCCAACAGCGAUGAGGGAGACCUCUCAGUGUGGACCCGGGCAAAAUCUCCUCUGGGAGCAGAGGGAAACCCCAAGGCCACAGCUGGUCUCUCACGGUCCACCAGUCUCAAGUGUAUCGCCUCAGAGGACACUGAGGACAUGGCCCUGCUGCCUCACAAGCAGAAGACACGGGUUGGUUCCUGUGAGUCCCUCUUAGAGUUGGGACCCAGCACAAGGAGAAAAUCGGGCUCUCCCGCGGCACUCAGGGACCCCAGCCCUCCUGUGGCACUCAGGGACCCCAGCUCUCCCGUGGCACUCAGGGACCCCAGCUCUCCCGCGGCACUCAGGGACCCACUCUUAUCACCUACCCUGCGGCCCAGGAGGCGGUGUCUGGAGUCCUCUGUGGACGAUGCCGUCGGCUUAGACCUUGGGAAGGAAUCUCUCGUCUUCCAGAACCGCCAGUUCUCUCAUCUGAUGGAGGAAACUCUGGACAGUGAUCCAUUCAGCUGGAAGCUUCCAAGCCUCAACUACAGACGCCAGACCAAAGUGGACUUUGAAGACUUUCUCCCAGCCAUCAGGAAAGCCGGCACUGCUUUGUCCGCGGCUGCCAGAGACGAGAAGGAGGCUUCAAAACAUCCAAACGUCCACUUUGAGACGGAAGAGGCUGACCGCUCUUUUCUCUCGGGGAUCAAAACCAUUUUGAAAAAGAACCCAGAAUCUAAGGAGGACCCUGCUCACCUCUCUGACUCCUCCUCAUCCUCGAGCUCCAUCAUAUCCUUCAAAAGUUCAGACAGCAUCAAGAGUGGUCCAAGAGUCCCAAGACUCCAAGGUGACGGUGGCGAGCAGAUGUCCCCUGAGCACAGAGAGCCUGGCACCAUGAGGAAAGGUGAUGACGUUGAGAGCAUCAUGAGGAAGUAUCUCCAACCGUAGGGUUUGGUGCAGCCUCCCCAGACACCGGGGCCACCAAAGACACCCUACUCCAAACCUGUGGAGAGAAAGAGAGAGACCCCCAAGCUCCUGGGGUCCUCCAUCAAGAGCCAGGAAACCUGGCCACUCUCAGGAUGUGGGACAGGCCCAAAGAGACAUGCCCCAGCAGGCCACCAGGCUGAACAUAUGCUUGGUCUGUAUUAAAUAAAGUUGGCUUCCUUGGGGUC
Messenger RNA from Myodes glareolus (Bank vole), 7955 nucleotides. The record is from RefSeq and is a predicted model, not a curated record. Lineage: Eukaryota; Metazoa; Chordata; Mammalia; Rodentia; Cricetidae.